Molecule: messenger RNA, 3435 nt
Organism: Larimichthys crocea (large yellow croaker)
Lineage: Eukaryota; Metazoa; Chordata; Actinopteri; Sciaenidae
Product: somatostatin receptor type 5
Exons: 4
Coding region: 355-1518 (387 amino acids)
Biological process (GO): neuropeptide signaling pathway; cellular response to glucocorticoid stimulus; regulation of insulin secretion
Cellular component (GO): neuron projection; plasma membrane
Molecular function (GO): somatostatin receptor activity; neuropeptide binding
Source: RefSeq, a predicted model, not a curated record
AUUGGAGCCCUUAUCUCAAUUCGCAGAAUUUCCUUUAUGGGCUGGACAUUUCUGGAAAAUCAAAGAUAAUACUAACUCAUUUUGCGUCACUGAUCAUGGGAAUCUGAACGAGCUGACAUAAAGAAAAUGCCUCAGGAUGAAAAGUCAAGUGUAAGGUGGUCUUUCCUUCAAGCGACGAGGAAACAGAGCGACAGAGUUGGUUCUGACCUCAGACAAAGUACACGCUUCCAAAACCGCAUGAAUACACCGGGAGACGCGCAUCACGCCACGGGAUAGUGGAGAGGAUAAAGCGCACGGGAGCGCACAGUAAGCUAUUUCCAACUCCAAACAGACACCAACACUCCCUGCUUCAACAUGGAAGACUACAAUGGGACGUGGAUAUCUGACAAUGACAGCUCCAGUUACCCCAGCAAUGGCACUCCCAAAAAUAUCUCAGACAUGCCCGGGCCAAUGCCCUUCGAUGUGGUUACCGCAGUCGUCUACACCGUUGUCUUCAUUGUGGGUCUUCUAGGUAAUACACUGGUUAUCUAUGUAGUGGUUCGCUACGCCAAGAUGAAGACAGUAACCAACAUGUACAUCCUCAACUUAGCCUUGGCGGAUGAACUCUACAUCCUGGGAAUUCCCUUUCUGGGCACUAAUAGUGUGCUUUCCUACUGGCCAUAUGGAAAUUUCUUCUGCAAAGUGUACAUGACUGCUGAUACCAUGAGCCAGUUCGCCUCCACCUUUUGCCUGACGGUGAUGAGCAUCGAUCGCUUCCUGGCUGUGGUCCAUCCUAUUCGAAGUGCCAAAUGGCGGAAACCACAAGUAGCCAAGAUUUUCAAUACCAUGAUGUGGGUUGUAUCUUUUCUGAUUGUGCUGCCAGUCAUGAUCUACACACAUGUACAGGAGGAGUUCAACACCUGUAACAUAACCUGGCCUGAGCCACAUGAAUUGUGGUCCAUCGCCUUCAUCCUUUACACAUCCAUCCUGGGCUUCUUUGGUCCUCUGGUUGUCAUUUGCCUCUGCUACCUGCUCAUCGUCAUCAAGGUGAGGUCAGCUGGUGUGCGUGCAGGUCGCACUAAGCGCCGUAAAUCGGAGCGCAAGGUGACACGCAUGGUGGUGAUCAUCGUGUUGGUGUUUGUACUUUGUUGGCUGCCCUUCUUCACUACCAACAUUGUCAACCUGAUUCACGUCAUCCCCGAGAACAGAACUACUAACAGACUCUACUUCUCCCUGGUCAUUCUCACCUAUGUCAACUCCUGUGCCAACCCAAUUCUCUAUGGAUUCCUCUCUGAUAACUUCAAGCAGAGCUUCCAGAAGGUGCUCUGUGUCAAUAAACCAAAUGGUGUUGCCACUGCAGAGCAGAUGGGAGGAAGAAAGAAGGCACCCAAGGAGAACCACAAGUCCAUUUUCACACCCAAAAAUCACACACCGAAUGGAAAUAUGCAGGGCAUUCAGCAGUCUGUCCAGGGGGAAGUUAUUGGGGACCUUGACAAUGAGCCUUCAAAAGCAGUGGUGAACGGCCAGCCAUCGCUAUGAGUCUUUUAAUCCAGUAUGCACCAGUGUGCUACCACAUGAUACUUUUAUUGGACCUCGUAUUAAUCUGUUUCCUGCCAUUGCCAUUGAUGAUCCCCCAUCUCCGACUGGGACAUUUGUGGAGAAGACCAGAGGGGUAAAGUAGUGAGAGAAGACUACACAUAGCAGAGACCUCUGCAUUUUUGUUUAUUCUUUAAAAGUUUGUACUGUUGGCUGCCUUAUACAAAGCUUGCUUUCAUGUAAUGAUGUAAGAUCUGUUACAGCAGUAGUUUGACAUUUGAAAUCUACUCAUUAGCAGUCUGGUAUUGAAUUACAUGAGGAGAUUGAUACCACUGUAAUUUCUGUCCAUUAAAUAGGCUGCAAGGCUACAGCAAUAGCUUAUCUUAGCAUAAAGAUGAGAAACAGGGAGAAUUAGCGAGCCUGGUUUAGUGUAAGUGUAAGGCCAGUUGUAGGCUUCGGAUGCCAGGCUCCACAAACGUAAGUAACUCCUGUAUGUACUGCCAACAGUGUGCAGUCGGCUGAAUUUACCAUGUGAGCCAUUAUAGUACAGGUAAUUUCACCCUGCUCAAUUUCUUUUUUUUUUUACACCAUAUUGGCCGUUAAGCUUAUAUUCAAGCCAUUUAUAACCCCAACCAUUAUUUGAAACUGCUAAGUGAAGCUAUGUUUCUUUCCUUAAUUUGAAAAUAUACUGUAUUUAAUUUGUAUUGCUACAACCACAGUGAGCUGUAGGUCACUGUAAAGCUGGUUGAAAUAUUUUUGAUGGUCAUGACAUUUAUUUUUCUUUUGGCUUGUUAGUGUUGAUAGGCUUCUUGUGACAUUUUGACUCUGAUGUUACAAAGCUGUGAAAGAUGCCUUGAAAUAGCGCAGCCAGGUAUUGUCCUCUCGUGGAUUUAUCUCCUCUGUCUCACGUUCCCGCACGUGACAAGAAACAUCUGCUGGAGUGGACGCUAUGAUGAUGUAAAGGAGCAUAUCAUUUUAUGAACCUCCGCUACAUACCCAUCAUAUCCUGACUCGCCGUGUAGCUGCUGGACUAUGAGCUUUGACAUUUGUUGCUGACAUUAUUUGGAAGUUGCUGGACAACUGUAGCAUCUCCAAAGCAUAGCAAAACCAAAUCAAUAAUGUUUGUGGUGAGUUUGAGCUUUUUUAAAACUACCCAGUAAGAUGGACCUGUGGAAACAAGGAUACCUUACAGGACACAAGGGAUUUAUUUGUAUUAGAAACACUGUGAAUUAUGAAAUAAUAAGUCAUUAAGUCAGUAAAUAUAUCAGUCUUGAGUUCAUUGGCAUUCCCACAUAUAUAGGAAAAAUGCUAACUUGCUGAUUCUGUUGAAGAAGACAUCAUAAAUAUUAAUAAACAAUCAAGUCUGCUUUGCAUGUUCACCCUGCAUUCAUUCUGCACAGUACAAUGUAGGGCUGCUGUCAUGUGCCUGCAUGAAACAAAGCUGUUGUGUGUACAUCUAUUCCAUUAACAGAACUGAUGUUUGUUGUCAUUGUGAGCAAUAUUAUGAUAUGAGGUUUAUGUUUCAGAUUGAUGCACUUUAAUUCAUUUAGUUCCAUUCGAAACAGAACAGUGGCAGCUUUACACUUAAAUUUUAAUGUCUCUCUGCAUAAACCAAUUUGGCUUCAUAUUUUUGUAAAUGAAGUUGAAGUCGUUUUAUUGCAACAGCAUUGGCAACAAAACCAAUAAUAACUUUUUUUUUAUUCAGGGCAGGUCAUUGGAAGAGAUUUGGAUCUAUCAUGUGUUAUAAUUUUAGACAUGGCUUGCCACAAAAAACAAAACAUUUACAUAAAAAAUCUACAAAGCUGAAAUUUGCUGUUAUUGGUGGUGGGACUUUCUUUGUUUAAUUGUUUGUUUUCCCCCCAGAUUAAUGAUCUAGCAACCCUUUCACUGAUACUUUAAUAAAUGCAACCUUGAUAAAAA